CUAAAUAUGCAGUCCAACAAGGUUUCGUUUCUGUUCUUCGUUUUGGCUAUAGUGAUCGCUGUCAGUCUUUCCUCGGAAGUGAGCCAGGGAGAUGAUGUGAUCAGCGACCGUCGUUUCCGGUGGGAAUUUUCCCAGGAUUCCGAUGAGUCUGCCAAUGAUCUGCAAGAAGAUGACUCCGAGGAUGACUCCCAGGAUGAUUCCGAAGAUAAUGACGAUCAGGAUAACAGCGAUCAAGAUAAUAGCGGAAACGAUUCCGGAGAAUAUGAAACAUGGGAGGUCGUGGAAAUUACACCAGAUUCCAAUGAAAGUGAGGAAAGCGCCUCCAAUGAAGCUUAA
This is a messenger RNA of Drosophila gunungcola (fruit fly), 336 nucleotides long. RefSeq names its product coiled-coil domain-containing protein 1. NCBI's taxonomy places the organism in Eukaryota, Metazoa, Arthropoda, Insecta, Diptera, Drosophilidae. Bases 7 to 336 code for a protein of 109 amino acids. The record is from RefSeq and is a predicted model, not a curated record. The transcript is spliced from 2 exons.